AUGACGGGCCGGGACGCGCUUUCCGACGGGCGCUCCAGGAGCAGGGCGCUGGUGCCUGGUGGCUCCCCCACCGGUCCGCGCCCCCGAGGCUUCGCCAUCACUGACCUGCUGGGCCUGGAGGCUGACCUGCCGUCGCCUGCCGGCCCCGGGCCGGGAUCGGGCUGCGAGGGCCCGGCGGCCGCGCCCUGCCCGGGUCCAGGGCUCGGCGGCCCCUGCCUGGCGCGUGGGGCCCUCCCGCUGGGGCUCGGCCUCCUCUGCGGCUUCAGCGCGCGGCCGCCCGUGGCCGCUCGGGCGCCCUGCCUGCUCCUAGCCGAUGUGCCGUUCCUGCCGCCCGAGGGGCCGGAGCCUGCUGCCCCGCAAGCCCCGAGCCGCCCGCCUCCCGCGCUGGGCCGCCAGAAGCGCAGCGAGAGCGUCUCGACGUCCGAUGAGGACAGUCCGUCUGAAGACAGGAGUGAACUGAAGGCGUCCCACACCCCAAGCAGGAGGAAGAGGCGGCGGCACAGGACUGUUUUCACUGCCCACCAGCUGGAAGAGCUGGAGAAGGCAUUCAGCGAGGCCCACUACCCUGACGUGUAUGCCCGGGAAAUGCUUGCUGUGAAAACUGAGCUCCCUGAAGACCGAAUACAGGUCUGGUUUCAAAACCGGAGGGCCAAGUGGCGCAAACGGGAGAAGCGCUGGGGCGGCAGCAGCGUGAUGGCGGAGUACGGGCUCUAUGGGGCAAUGGUGCGACACUGCAUCCCGCUGCCUGACUCUGUCCUCAACUCCACUGACGGUGGCCUGGUUGGCUCCUGUGCACCCUGGCUCCUGGGGAUGCAUAAAAAAUCCAUAGGGAUGAUAAGGAAACCAGGAAGUGGAGAAAAGAUGGCAGGACUCUGGGACUCUGACCACUUCAAGGAAGGUUCUAGCCCAAGUCAGGCAGGACCCCAGAAACGCUCAGACGAAGGCAGCCCUGAGAACGGCUUGGAAGAUGUGGCCAUUGACCUCUCCAGCUCCGCCCCGCAGGAGACCAAGAGAGCAUACCAGGGGGCCAGCUCCCAAGGAUGCUCAGACUCCGAGGGGCUGGAGGGGCUCCUGCCUGGGAGGGUGGGGGCUCUCUGAGGCCCACAGGUCCACCCUCGAAGGCUGGAAAUGGGUGCCUUCCUCCCUGGUAUUGUUCAAGUUGUCUAAGAUGAAUCAUCUCAGUUGGAUUUUCUUCUUACGGUGUCAGGAUAAAACUCAAUGCCACUUGCUUAAAGAAGACAAACAGGUGACUUAGGGAAAAUUCUAUUUCACUCUAGAAUGGAAACCAAUCCUUAAACGCACUUGAACCAAUUAAUCUGGUGUAAAAUUUUACUUCUCGUUUGUAGAACUCGAGGAGGGAGGAUUUAAAGUCCAAAAAGCCUAUUUACCGCUGGCGUCAUGCGAGAGUGGGUUCAACACACUCUGCAGAUUAACAGCUUAGGUCUGAUUCGCACCCUGAAUUUGAAACUAUGGUUAUUUAACCCCCAGAGAAUCAGAUGUCUUUAUAAAUAGUGAAGACCCCGCACAGACGUAUUGAAUGAAUUAUUAUCUUUACC
Equus quagga is the source of this 1556-nucleotide messenger RNA. RefSeq names its product visual system homeobox 1-like. The record is from RefSeq and is a predicted model, not a curated record. Gene Ontology annotation, cellular component: nucleus. Lineage: Eukaryota; Metazoa; Chordata; Mammalia; Perissodactyla; Equidae. Gene Ontology annotation, molecular function: DNA-binding transcription factor activity, RNA polymerase II-specific; transcription cis-regulatory region binding. The coding region runs from base 1 to 1098 and encodes 365 amino acids. The transcript has 5 exons. Gene Ontology annotation, biological process: regulation of DNA-templated transcription.